UCCGGGAGUGUUGGGAUCCGAGGAGCAUCCCGGCCCCGAGUGUCCCAGACUUGUCGCCUGCGGCCUGUGAAUCUGGACCAGCAGGAUCCCAGGCCCUAGGACGGGGCCAGGCGGAGGUCUGCAGCCACGAUUGUUCCCGCUCAGGCUGGAGGCGGGGGCGCGGAAUUCAGGAUCGGAGCGCGGUGAAAAUGAGUUCUUCAGUAAAAAGAAAAGGCAAGCCGGGCAAAGGAAGUGGAAAAGGAUCUUCUAGAGGAGGAAGAGGAGGCAGAAGUCAUGCUAGUAAAUCACACGGGAAUGGUGGUGGUGGCGGUGGCAGCGGUGGCAGCGGUGGCAAUAAAAAGGCUUCGAGUAGAAUUUGGGAUGAUGGAGAUGACUUUUGUAUCUUCAGUGAAUCAAGGCGCUCAUCCAGACCUAGCAACAAUAACGUAAACAAAGGAGAAGCACGCCACAAAUGGAAGCCCAAAGCCAAAGUGCCCCUUCAAACUCUACACAUGACUUCUGAGAAUCAAGAGAAAGUGAAAGCUCUUCUUCGAGACCUGCAAGAACAAGAUGCAGAUGCUGGAUCUGAAAGAGGCAUUUCUGCAGAGGAGGAGGAGGAUGAGCCUGAUUGUGGAGAGGAUGAGCGGUACUGGUCAUCCGGACAAGAACCUUCCUUUGUUCCGGACUCUGAUCCUUUGGAAUAUGCUGGCUCAGCCCCAGUGGAGCCUCAUAUUCCAGAAUUUACAGUCUCACCAUUUGCAGUGCAAAAACUUUCCAGGUAUGGUUUCAACACUGAACGCUGUCAAGCAGCCCUGAGGAUUUGUGAUGGAGAUGUGGGGGCCUCCCUAGAGCAUCUACUCACCCAGUGUUUUUCAGAGACAUUUGGAGAGAGGAUGAAGGUCUCUGAGGCAGUUGGCCAUAUAAGCUUGGAUGAGUGUGUGGAGCAGAGACAGGAGGAGGCAUUUGCUCUCAAGUCAAUAUGUGGAGAAAAAUUUAUAGAAAGAAUUCAGAACAGAGUCUGGACCAUUGGACUAGAACUGGCGUAUUUGACAAGUAAAUUCUGCAAAUUCAAGCAAAGGGAAAGUACCAAAAAUGUACAAGAGACUUCACUUGAAACCUGUAGAUUUUACCUCAAAGGAAAUUGUAAAUUUGGAUCAAAAUGCAAAUUCAAACAUGAAGUACCCCCAAAUCAAAUUGUUGGAAGAGCAGAAAGGAGUGUAGAUGAUUCUCAUCUUAAUGCUAAUGAAGAUGCAUCUUUUUUAUAUGAACUUGAAAUUCGAUUUUCUAAAAACCACAAAUACCCCUACCAAGCUCCCCUUGUGGCAUUUUAUUCCACCAAUGAGAAUCUACCUCUGGCUUGUCGUUUACAUAUUUCUGAAUUCCUUUAUGGCAAGGCCUUGACAUUUGCAGAAACUUCAGAACCUGUUGUAUAUUCUUUGAUUACCCUUUUAGAGGAAGAAUCAGAAAUAGUCAAGCUACUAACAAAUACCCAUCACAAGUAUAGUGUCCCUCCUGUGAACUUUCUGCCAGUGCCCUCUGGGACCAGAAUAAAUAAUUCUGCCUGUCAUAAACCAGUGAUUCCAAAUAAUUCUUUUGUUUCAAAUCAAAUUCCAGAAGUUGAAAAAGAAACAGAACCUGAGGAGGAGGCAGAUGAGGAUGAAGGUCCUGCACCAGUUAUAGUGGAGAAUGAAAGCUAUGUGAACCUUAAGAAAAAGAUUUCCAAAAGAUAUGACUGGCAGGCAAAGUCAGUACAUGCUGAAAAUGGUAAAAUCUGCAAGCAGUUCCAAAUAAAACAGUCUUCCAGACAGUUCCAGUCAACCCUGCAAGAAAGACAAUCACUCCCUGCUUGGGAAGAAAGAGAAACCAUUCUUAAAUUGCUGAGCAAGCACCAAGUGGUUGUCAUAAGUGGUAUGACUGGAUGUGGAAAAACCACACAGAUUCCACAGUUUAUUCUGGAUGAUUCUCUGAAUGGACCACCCGAGAACGUGGCUAACAUUAUCUGCACCCAACCCCGACGAAUCUCCGCAAUCUCUGUUGCUGAACGUGUGGCUAAAGAGAGAGCAGAAAGGGUGGGUCUGACCGUGGGAUACCAAAUUCGGUUAGAAAGUGUCAAGUCCUCAGCCACCAGACUGUUAUACUGCACCACAGGAGUGCUGCUAAGAAGGCUAGAAGGAGAUACAGCUCUACAAGGAGUCACCCAUAUCAUUGUUGAUGAAGUUCAUGAGAGGACAGAGGAAAGUGACUUCUUGCUGCUAGUUUUGAAGGACAUUGUGUUGCAGAGGCCAACUCUUCAAGUUAUUCUAAUGAGUGCAACUUUAAACGCCGAACUCUUUUCAGAAUAUUUCAAUUUCUGCCCAGUUAUUACUAUACCAGGUCGUACAUUUCCUGUUGAUCAAUUUUUUCUGGAAGAUGCAAUUGCUGUGACAAGGUAUGUGUUACAGGAUGGGAGCCCAUAUAUGCGCUCCAUGAAACAGAUUUCAAAGGAAAAGCUUAAAGCAAGGCGCAACAGAACUGCAUUUGAGGAAGUUGAGGAAGACCUGAGGCUCUCCCUUCACCUCCGGGAUCAGGAUUCUGUCAGAGACUCAGUGCCAGAUCAACAGUUAAAUUUUAAACAGCUCUUGGCCCGCUAUAAAGGGAUUAGCAAGUCAGUCAUCAAAACAAUGUCCAUCAUGGAUUUUGAAAAGGUUAAUCUUGAAUUAAUAGAGGCCUUAUUGGAGUGGAUUGUGGAUGGAAAGCACUGCUACCCUCCAGGUGCUAUACUUGUAUUUUUACCGGGACUAGCAGAAAUCAAAAUGCUUUAUGAACAGCUACAGUCUAAUUCUCUUUUCAACAAUAGAUAUGGUAAUCGAUGUGUUAUUCACCCACUUCAUUCGUCUUUAUCCAGUGAAGAGCAACAGGCUGUGUUUGUAAAACCUCCUAUAGGUGUAACUAAGAUUAUUAUUUCCACCAACAUUGCUGAAACGUCCAUAACCAUUGAUGAUGUUGUCUAUGUCAUUGAUUCUGGGAAAAUGAAAGAAAAGAGAUAUGAUGCUAGCAAAGGGAUGGAAAGUCUAGAGGAUACUUUUGUAUCACAAGCCAAUGCUCUGCAAAGAAAAGGUCGAGCGGGCCGUGUUGCAUCUGGGGUCUGCUUCCAUUUAUUCACUAGCCAUCACUACAGUCACCAACUUUUAAAGCAACAGCUACCAGAAAUACAAAGAGUGCCAUUGGAACAGCUGUGUCUAAGAAUUAAAAUUUUAGAUAUGUUCAGUGCUCAUAAUCUCCAGUCUGUGUUCUCUCGGCUCAUUGAACCUCCACACGCUGAUUCUCUCCGUGCCUCAAAAAUACGAUUACGAGACUUGGGAGCAUUAACUCCAGAUGAAAAAUUGACCCCUCUAGGCUACCACUUGGCCUCUCUGCCCGUGGAUGUGAGAAUCGGCAAACUGAUGCUGUUUGGGUCUAUCUUCCGCUGUUUGGAUCCUGCUCUCACCAUUGCUGCCAGUUUGGCCUUUAAGUCUCCUUUUGUGUCUCCUUGGGAUAAAAAAGAGGAAGCUAACCAGAAAAAGCUAGAAUUUGCAUUUGCAAACAGUGAUUAUCUGGCUCUUCUACGAGCAUAUAAGGGAUGGCUGCUAAGUACAAAAGAAGGUGCGCGUUCAAGUUAUAAUUACUGCAGACAAAACUUCUUGUCAGGAAGAGUUCUUCAGGAAAUGGCCAGCCUCAAGCGACAAUUCACUGAACUGUUAUCGGAUAUAGGGUUUGUAAAGGAGGGACUCAGAGCAAGGGAAAUUGAGAAAAGGGCCCAAGGAGGAGAUGGUAUCUUGGAUGCCACAGGAGAAGAGGCAAACUCAAAUGCAGAGAACCCCAAGCUGAUAUCAGCAAUGCUGUGUGCUGCUCUGUAUCCAAAUGUGGUGCAGGUAAAAAUCCCAGAAGGGAAAUUUCAGAAAACCAGUACUGGAGCUGUCAGAAUGCAACCCAAAUCAGCUGAGUUGAAGUUUGUUACGAAGAAUGAUGGCUAUGUACACAUUCACCCUUCAUCAGUGAACUAUCAGGUCAGACACUUUGACAGCCCCUACCUGUUGUACCACGAGAAGAUCAAAACUAGCCGGGUAUUCAUCCGGGACUGCAGCGUGGUGUCUGUGUACCCACUGGUCUUGUUCGGCGGAGGCCAAGUGAGCGUGCAGCUUCAAAGGGGAGAGUUCGUUGUCUCCUUGGAUGAUGGUUGGAUCCGUUUUGUAGCUGCUUCCCAUCAGGUGGCCGAAUUAGUAAAGGAACUUCGUUGUGAACUUGACCAGCUCCUCCAGGAUAAAAUAAAAAACCCGAGCAUAGAUCUGUGUACAUGUCCUCGAGGAUCCCGGAUCAUCAGCAUGAUUGUGAAACUUGUCACCACACAAUAAAGACCUGUUUUAGGAGAGUGCUUGCUGCUCACCUGCUUCCUGCUCACCUGGGAAAUAACAGCAGCAGCUCUACCUCGAACCACAGACCUGUGCUGGGCUGGCCCUGGAGAAGUAGCUCAGGCCGAGCUGCACCAAGCGCUGAGGCACCACAUACCCUGGGGGACCUUUUCCAGACAUUACUUUGAACAGAGCUGCAGACACUCCCAGCACAAUUUGGAGUGUCAGUGGUGAGACAGUUUAAAACAGCUUGCCUGCCUUUUUCUCUGUGAUUAUUCUGAGUGAAUGAAAUUCACCUGAAACACAAAAGUGAAUGUUUGAUACAACUCUGUUUUAAUCUAUAUAAUCCUUUUCUCUUGCUUUUUACUGGGGUAAGACAGGGGCAUGAGGAGAAAUACCCAUUGUUGAUAUUUUUUAGGUCAUAAAGGCUCAACUGAGAAGUAGAACAGAGAAGGGAAAAAAGAAAAACAGGAAAAAAAAUCAUGUUAACAAGAAAAAUAAUUUCAUUGUAGGCUGUUGGUUACUGAGUAAACUUGCUUUGUGAGGGAUUUUUAUUUGUACCCAUUAAAGGUCAGCUUAAACAAAUUUAAUGAGUUCUGUUUUGGUAUGAAAAUGCAAGCUGGUCUUGUCCGUAACACUCCUGUUCUUAAAAGCACAACAAUCUGGGUGUGUUUGUUCUAUAAGUUCUCCAUUUAGGAAUCUUUACUCUCUCUUAUGAACUCACCCCCAUCCAAUGGCCAUAUUUCACAUUAUCCAGUGGAGAAUUUUAUGGUAUUCUGAGGGCAAAUUGGCAUGGUUUUUGUAGAAAAGGUUGCCGUAAUAGUAUUAGAUGUACAGCCAUAAAAAUGUCCUCUAUGAAAUAGCUUGUUUUCAACUACCACUUAGGUUAAUGGGGCACUAGCAUUUCGAAAAAAUAUAAAUACAUUUACAGUUUCCCUGGACAUUUUUCAGUGUGGCCAGGAGGAAUCCCAAAGAGCUGAGUGGAAAAAAUAUUCUCCUAUUUGUCUAGCCUCAGGACAGAAUCACUACAGGUUUCAUACUGUAGAUAGAAUUCAAACACCUCAGUGAAGGGUGUUCAUUUUUCAAGGUAUUAUUUUAGUUAAGUUUUCAGGAAAUCUCCUAGGCUGUCCAAAAUAAUCAUUAUCAAGUGUGUUUAAGCUUUGGUACACUUGAAGAGCUUUACUCUAAGCAGUAUUUUUAAAAGGCAUCAAUUCAUGUCUUCGCUUUAAAUUAAAAAUAUACAUAAGCACAGCACCCACAGAAUCCAAGUUCUGACUUGCUGUUGAAACAAGGUUCAUAUUGCAGAAUUAAUUAAGCUGAGACCUUUAAAAGAAAUGAAGAAGAAAAUUGCACUACCCUCUAAAAAAUUGUUUCAAACCCAGUUUUGACUCUUGGUGCUACAGUGGAGCUUAUGCUGCCCUAGCUAGAGCCAUCUGCCCAAGCAGACCCGCAGCUUUUAACACAUUUGCAGCAGAGCAUACAACUGGCAGGUAUUUAACGACAAAACAUUCCAUCCAGAGUGCUGAGAAAUUGCUCCCCUCAGGGAAGUCAGUUUUUGGACUGGUCACUUCCAGCCACAUACAAAUGCACAAAUACUAUUAUUUUAUAGAUGUGCCAGAAUGUGAAAAAGGUUGGGAAUCCUUAAGGCACCAAAUAACAAAAUCCCCACCCCCAAAAUAACUUUGUAAGCUCAAUGUUAAAAUUAUGAAAUAAGAUUUCUAAUUUGCAAUUAAAGAUCAGAAUACGGUAUAAUAUGUCAAGGUGAAACUGGAUUUCUGAGCCCCAACAAGAUUGUCAACAUUUAAUGUAAUUUUAUGGAGAGCUUGGUAAAUGGUUUCUUAAAACAUUUGUUUUUCUUUUACUGGAAUCUA
Messenger RNA from Cynocephalus volans (Philippine flying lemur), 6217 nucleotides. RefSeq names its product DExH-box helicase 57 (gene DHX57). The record is from RefSeq and is a predicted model, not a curated record. The transcript has 24 exons. Lineage: Eukaryota; Metazoa; Chordata; Mammalia; Dermoptera; Cynocephalidae. Bases 189 to 4349 code for a protein of 1386 amino acids. Gene Ontology annotation, cellular component: intracellular anatomical structure. Gene Ontology annotation, molecular function: metal ion binding; RNA binding; helicase activity.